AUAUACACUACAAGAAAUUUGGGUAUAUGCAACGGGUUUAUAUGCAAGGUGUCAAAAUUCCUUGCAAUUGGUUGACUUAUACAAAGAAUUUUGUGAAUCCUUGCAUCUGGCUCUUUGAGUUUGCAAGGAAUGCAACAAUUCCUUAUACUUGGUCUUCUCAAAUCUAAAAAAUGGUAAAUUCCUUGUAUAUAGAUUUAGAAUCCUUGCAAUUAUUACUGGGCGGGAUGUUUUAGCGCCCUCCAAAAUCACAAUUGCAACGAUUUAAGUCGCUUCCUUGUUUUUAUUUGUGGACUCCUGUCGGACCCUUUAUCACUUGAUUGAGUCUAGUUAGAAAAAGAAGAAACAAAAGCUCUCUAUGGUCCUUCUAGAUCGAUGAAGAAUACACCCAAAACACCAAAACCCCAAAUCCAACUGUCUGUGGCGAAUCUGGAACUCAUGAACACUCGCACUCCAACUCAACCCCAAAAGUCAACAACGCCAGGUUCUCCAUCUCUCCUGUCGUCAUUGCUACCCAUCUCUGCUUUCUCGCUCGCUCCCACUCACUCAAUUAGUUGGGUCUUCUUUAUCGCUCGCACUAGCUCGCAAGGUUGAAUUGUUCUGGUGAUGCCGAUUGAAAUUACUCGUGAAUGUGUAUUCGAGCGUAUACCACGUGCGUUUGUGAAGAACUUCAAUGUGUGGCCUUAGAGGCCCUUGUGGAAAACUGUGGGCUGUGAAUUUAAAAGAGAUCGAGGGUCGCGCGUGGUUUUCCAUAAUGGUUAGCAGAGUUUUGCAAAGCUUCAUUUUCUGGAAGUUGGGGAUUUCUUGACUUUCACUAAAGAUGGUGGAUCAAUUUUUGAUGUCAUAAUUUAUGGUAAAAGCUACUGCAAGAAGAAUGUUGAAGCACCAAGAGCAGGAUUGGCAAUGUUGUGGACAGAACAAUUAACAACCACGUCAUUUUAGGAAAGAGACCUGCACUUGAUCUUGUUGAAGAAACAUCUAUUGGAUCCGUCUCCUUCAAUCUGGAGAAUCCAUUUUUUACUACUAUUUUUUCAAGAUAUGCUUGAUAUGACCUGAGAAUUCAGACCAGAGUAGUCAUAGCUGCAGGUCUUAUGAGCAAUGAAACUAUAAUGCUUCAAGAUCCAGCUGGGAGGCCAUGGUCUAUUAAACUCAAAGAAACGACAAGGGGUCGAUUUGCGUAUGGAAGGCUGGUGUAAUGGUGGUGCUGAGAAGAACCAAGCUAGGAAGAAGAAAGAGAGUGUAUGGAGCUUGAAGAAAGACCAUCAUUUUUCAAGGUCCUUGUUGAUGACUUCUCCCAGCAACUGGUAACGUAUAUUAAUCUCACUUCUUUUUCUUUUUCAAGGUUCUCUGCAUAGCUCAUCAAUGAAAUUCUGAGCUAAGUGAUGCCCAUCAAAUUCCGUUUACUACUAUUUGUUUCGUGUUCUUUUGGGGAAUCAAGUAUUAAAAAUUCCUACCACAGUCUGCAACCAAACAACAAGCCAAGAAUUCCUAGUAUGCAGUGUAGGGUACUUUCAAGCUAACUUCUUGAAACUAGUUCAAAAUGGUUGAUAGCAACGCAUCAUCUGCAAAGGUACAUAGCUGACUCAACUGUUCUGCCAUCUUAAAAGAUCGUGUUGAAUCCAAAAGUAGUACCAUAAAGCAUUUUAUGCACCUGUUCUGUUUGAGGAUUAAAGAAUAAAAGAGUGACUCUCCAACACAAAUAUGGAUGAUGCUAUCAGGAAUUUGUUUAGUGCAAAAACAAUACAUGAGUACAGUGCCCAAAGUUUAUUGACCUUCUUGGUUAUGUUUUACACAUUAGCAGUUGUGACAUUUGGUACUGCUGUUCCAGCUGGUCAAUUUGUUCCUGGAAUAAUGAUAGGAUCAACAUAUGGACGUCUUGUAGGCAUGUUUGUUGUUAGCUUCUACAAGAAGCUCAACAUUGAAGAGGGAAUAUAUGCACUACUUGGAGCAGCUUCUUUUCUUGGAGGUUCAAUGCGAAUGACGGUGUCUCUAUGUGUCAUUAUGGUUGAAAUCACAAAUAAUCUGAAAUUGUUGCCUCUUAUCAUGCUUGUUCUUCUUAUUUCAAAGGCUGUUGGAGAUGCAUUCAACGAAGGCCUGUAUGAAGAACAGUCGCGGUUAAGGAACAUUCCACAGUUAGAAUCAAAACCCAAAUAUCAAAUGCGGAAGAUGACAGCAAAGGAGGCUUGUGGAAAAAGGGUGAUUUCCUUCCCUCGUGUUGUUAAGGUUGCUGAUUUGGUUUCUAUUCUACGGAGCAACAUCCACAAUGGCUUCCCUGUGAUUGAUCAUUCUAGAAACGGAGAAACACUUGUCAUUGGACUAAUGCUUCGUAGUCACUUGUUGGUACUUCUGCAGUCGAAGGUAGAUUUUCACAAGGAUGUGAAGGUAGCAAAUGUACUUCUUGAUGACUACUGUGAAGCCGUGGCCAGAGAUUUUUGAUUUGGCAAAGCUUUUGGAUCACCAAGUGUUCUGUGGUUAAGUGAAAUAUUGCUAAAUUGCAAUUUUUGAUGUACAAACGAACUAAUUGUUUUUAAUUCAAGGAAUAAAAGAAAAGUCUGGAAUGAAAAUUGGUGUAUUUUCUUUUA
Rosa rugosa (rugosa rose) is the source of this 2579-nucleotide messenger RNA. Its product is annotated as chloride channel protein CLC-d-like. NCBI's taxonomy places the organism in Eukaryota, Viridiplantae, Streptophyta, Magnoliopsida, Rosales, Rosaceae. The record is from RefSeq and is a predicted model, not a curated record. Gene Ontology annotation, biological process: transmembrane transport; chloride transport. Gene Ontology annotation, molecular function: voltage-gated chloride channel activity. Bases 1699 to 2433 code for a protein of 244 amino acids. Gene Ontology annotation, cellular component: membrane; intracellular membrane-bounded organelle. The transcript is spliced from 13 exons.